Messenger RNA from Biomphalaria glabrata, 2363 nucleotides. RefSeq lists its product as uncharacterized. The transcript is spliced from 6 exons. The coding region runs from base 644 to 1876 and encodes 410 amino acids. Lineage: Eukaryota; Metazoa; Mollusca; Gastropoda; Planorbidae. The record is from RefSeq and is a predicted model, not a curated record.
UUUUAAACAAGAUCAAAGUUAAGGAGUCAACUAAAGGGAUGGAUCUCUCUAGGUUUACUUUAAACACUUCAAGAGAAUCUUUAUGAAGAAGAUGGUUAUAUUAUUGUUUGCUUUGAGAAAAAAUAAACAGACAAUUAGUCAAUGUCAAUAGAAGACGUAAUGGCUUUGCUCAUUCCUCGGACCAUUGCAGGAGCAGUGUUCACUUGAUAACAAAGUUUGAAUUUCCCAAAGAAUGUCUUUUCUUUCUUUCCUUUUUAAGUUUUUUGUUGACGUCACUCACGACCUAUUCCACAUCUUGACUCCCAUUGUGUUAUCUCCCCUCUACCUGAUCAAGUGGGGAGCAGAAGGUCUCAUCAACAUGCUCGACUCUUUUUUCCGUGUCCUGCAUUACAUCUUCUUUGGUAUCUUCGGCUUCGAGUGAUACCCGUGUGAACCAGGCUUAAGGGUAUGUGACAGUGUUCUUCCUGUGUGAACCAAGCUUAACGGGAUACGCUAGUUCUCGUUGUGCAAUUUAACACAUUUGUAAUAAGAUUGAACUUUUAAACUAACAGACAUAUCGUUUAGUCCAGGAAAGUUAAAAUCCUUGAGGUAUUAGAGACGUUAGUUUAGAUGGUGAAGUGAGUAACUGGGAACACUAAUUACCAUGAGAUCAGACGCGAGGCACAGACUACACAUUCCUGCUGAUGACGUUUCAGAAGAGGACAUUGAGAAAGAUUUUAACUAUGUGAAAUCUGACGACGACGGACUGGCCCGUGGAAGUUCGCCACGCGACGAUUGGUCCGAUUCCAAUAGCGAGAGGCUUGUUCCUUCCACGAGCUUAGAGGAAGACGGGGACGAAGAUGUUCAGGAAAUGGGAAAAGACAUUAAGGAUGAUAUCAAAUUUGACACGGUCAAUGAGGGUGCGGAAAACAAAGGAAGCUCUUUGGACGGAAACGCCAAGAAAAUAUUUUUGGAAGAAGACCCAAAAGAGAGCGGCAAACAGGAAGACGUUGAAGACAAUGAAGAUGAGCGAGGUAAUGUCGCCGACGAUGAUUUUGAGCAGUUAAAAGCCAUUAGCUCAAGGCUGCAGAACAACGAAGAAGAGAAUUUGCACGCAAGUAAGAAGCUGAACCUUACCGGCAACGAAAGAUUCCACCAGUUGGUCAACGAUUACAAGAUGGAGAAACUCAAGAAGAACGAGGAUAGACUAGCGUCACUGGACGAUGAAAAUAUCGAUCCGCUAGAGACGGGCAAAACUGCAAGCUCCGGUCGUAGCGGGUCCAUCGUUUCUGUUAAAGGCAACCUCUCUCACAGAACCACUGCGCGUGGGAAGAGACCCAAGCUUAACAAAGGUUCGACAACAAAAUCCUUCAAACAGAGUACAUUGUCGAUGAGUAGACCCAAUGAAUUGAACAAACUUCACAAGCAUAGGACUACGUCUGCCAUUGAGGUCAAAAAGAAUAGUUCAGAAUAUGGUAUUGAUGAUGACUCCAUCUCAGAGAUGAUUGGUCAGUCUGGGUCAAGCCACGUGAACAAAACCGCAUUCCUUAUUGAAGAUAAAGGCGUUGACAAAAUUGACGUGCCCAUAUCAGGCAGUACAAACUGGAAUACUCUUAUACACGGACGAAGAGAAGUUAUCAUCGCUGGUUCUGUCAUAGCCAUUGUGGGUAUUCUGGUCUUGGUGUUCUCAAUCAUUCACUUGCUAGUAUUACGAAAAAAAAGGAAGUCUUCGAAUGUCAACAAUAACAGAUAUCAUCGACUUGGUACAGAAGAGGAGAGUGUUGCUAUGAUGAAGCCUCAUCAGCCAGCAGUGUUUAUGUCAUCUGAAGAAUCGACUGACGACGAAGAAAACGACGAAGAAGAUACUCUCUACAUAAGAGGCGGACGUAAAACGUAAAGCAUUGUUUUGAAAAAUGUUAACACGCCUCUGGUAUGCAAAUAGAAGAACAAGCGAUUGAAAACACAUGCAAUAUUUCAAUGAUGUGUAGGGUUAAUAGUACGCUAUGCUUUCAAUGAUGUGUAGGGUUAACAGUACGCUAUGCUUUCGAUGAUCGGGGGCUAAUGUUUUUUAUUCUACAUUUUAUCAUGUGUUACUGUUACCUCCAUACGUCAUGUUUCAUACGUCAUGUUUCAUGAGCAAGUCAUGAAAACUCCAAGAAUGCCUCUGUCAAAUCGCAUGCACCAUAACAUGUUCUACCGCGUUGUUGGUCGCUCGCCCCCGCCCAAGGACAAAGCUUUUUCCACAAGCGUUAGGUAGGCCUAUAUGUUUUUCCUAAGUAGUAUUUAAUUAUAUGUGAAACUGUUCUACAGACUAAAUGCCACAUGAUAAAUGUGUGCAAUGUAGUUAAUGAAUAUAUUUUUGAAUAAAAUAUAUUGUAUUUCUA